Molecule: messenger RNA, 1236 nt
Organism: Lipotes vexillifer (Yangtze River dolphin)
Lineage: Eukaryota; Metazoa; Chordata; Mammalia; Artiodactyla; Lipotidae
Gene: ARMC10
Product: armadillo repeat containing 10
Exons: 6
Coding region: 1-924 (307 amino acids)
Biological process (GO): negative regulation of intrinsic apoptotic signaling pathway by p53 class mediator
Cellular component (GO): mitochondrion
Source: RefSeq, a predicted model, not a curated record
AUGGGCGGCGCCCGGGAUGUGGGCUGGCUGGCGGCGGGCCUGGUCCUAGCGGCCGGCGCCUGCUACUGCUUCUACAGGCUGACGCGGGGCCGACGGCGAGGCGUCCCCGGGCUACGGCUGCGCCCCUCGCGGUCUGCAGAAGACUUAACCAAUGGCUCAUAUGAUGAUAUCCUAAAUGCUGAACAACUUCAGAAACUCCUUUACCUGCUUGAGUCUACUGAGGAUCCUGUCAUUAUCGAAAGAGCUUUGGUCACUCUGGGUAACAAUGCAGCCUUUUCAGUCAACCAAGUCAUGAUUCGUGAAUUGGGUGGUAUUCCAAUCAUUGGAAGCAAAAUCAACAAUCCCAACCAGAGUAUUAAAGAGAAAGCUUUAAAUGCACUGAAUAACCUGAGUGUGAAUGUUGAAAAUCAAAUAAAGAUAAAGGUGUACGUCAGUCAAGUCUGUGAGGAUGUCUUCUCCGGCCCCCUGAACUCCGCUGUGCAGCUGGCCGGACUGAGGUUGUUAACAAACAUGACAGUGACCAAUGACCACCAGCACAUGCUUAGCAGUUACAUUACAGACCUGUUCCACUUGUUGCUCACGGGAAAUGGAAGCACCAAGGUUCAAGUUUUAAAACUGCUUUUGAAUUUGUCGGAAAAUCCAGCCAUGACAGAUGGACUCCUUGGUGCCAAAGUGGAUUCUUCAUUCCUUUCCCUUUAUGAUGGCCAUGUAGCAAAGGAGAUUCUUCUUCGAGUUCUCACACUGUUUCAGAAUAUAACUACCUGCCUCGAAAAGGAAGGCCAUUUAGCUAUUCAGCCAACUUUCACUGAAGGUUCACUGUUUUACCUGUUAUAUGGAGAAGAAUGUGCCCAGAAAAUGAGAGCUUUAGUUUAUCACCAUGAUGCAGAUGUGAAGGAAAAGGUAACAAUGAUACCAAAAUUCUAAGUGGUUGGUCAUAUUUUUCCAAAGAGUAAUGCAGUCUAGAAAUAAUACACAUAAACUUCUCAUUUUUCACCUUCCUUACAAAGGGAUUCUUUCAACUGCUGAAUUUAAACAAACAGUAAAUAUCACCUUCCAUCAUUAACACAGCUACAACUUGCCCUGGUCUCAGACCAUUUUAUUGAUACCAAAAGAAUAUAAGAGCUUUUUGUUCUGAAACCAUUUUGUUUUUAUUUUGCUUUUUGCUAAGCUACUUCAGUUAUUUCCUCUACACGGAGUGACAGUGACCUUUUUAUGUGUAAGCUACCCUUCCACUGU